AUGAGUCAAUAUCAUUUGCAAUACAGAUGGAUUUGUGAUGUUUUUCAACAAAUUAGUAAACUUCCAUCACCAUCACCAUCAUCAUACAAGGCCAAAUCCUUUGGAAUUAUCACAUCACCCUUUGAUGCUAGUGAUAUAAUCUAUUUGAAUAAUCAAUCUACUAGUAUAAUUGUCAUAGCUUCUAGUAGUGGUAGAUUAGAUAUUUUUCUUGAAGUUGAUAAAAUUGAAGCGUUUUGA
This is a messenger RNA of Entrophospora candida, 237 nucleotides long. The record is from the annotation of a GenBank genome assembly. Lineage: Eukaryota; Fungi; Glomeromycota; Glomeromycetes; Entrophosporales; Entrophosporaceae.